AUGGAGACAGUGGUCGAGACAGAGCCACCCAGUCUAAUAGAUGAGCUGCUCAGGGAGCAACGCGAGAGGCAUGCGAAAAAGCGAGAGAAGAAUGAAGAAAUUGCGCUUGAGCAAGGCUUUGCGUCCUACAGGGCAUACGUGCAACACAAAGGUCAGCGAGCACGGGAUGAACGAAAAGAUUUGGAGAAAAGGCUAGAAGUAGAAGCGGCAUCUCGAGGUAUAACAGUUAACCAGCUCAAGCGGGAGAAAUGUGGAACCAAGAACUACGGUCGACCCGUCGACAUUACCUCAGUCCUCGAUCGCGACCUCCUCGGACUUCCGCCCGAUGUAGUUGCGCGACCGUUCAAUGUUGAAACCCUUGAAGAUUAUCACUCACGCGACUUGCGAGGAUACAUCGAACUUUCCGGCUUCCUACAUCGUGUUGAGCUGGAUAACAUAUGCAUAGAAGACAAUUUGGAAUCUCAUAGGCUGAAUGAAACUAUGCUACAAAAACGAUGGGAAGACCUUUCUAAUGGGCCAAUAUCGAUCAUGCCGCCGUGGACAGAGAAUGACGCGGUAAUGCAGAAAAUCAUCAAAGUGGACUGGGAACGCAAACUCGCCGAAAUUCCAGAUUAUAGCCUGGAUCAUGCCAUGAUUGAGCAAAUGUAUACUCCAGAGCUCACCGAAUCUGUUUGGAGUCCGAUAAGUCAUGGCGACGACUCAGAGAUAGAAUAUCCUUCGCCGACUGUCAACGUCAAGAAGCGACGAAGAUCUUCACGCGAGAUAGGUACCUCGUCGUCAUUGCGAACAGUAUCUGGGCCUCUUCAUACCUCAAGGCCAACACAUGACACGUCAAAGAUGGAACGAUCGAGAUCGUGCCCGCCGCCGCCAAGGAUGUCAUCCACAAUGGAGGAGAUUGUUGAGAGCGGCGUUCCGGAGCCCAAUACGGAAGUGAGCCAGAGUUAUGGCACCGCUCAUUCCUCUCCCGCGCAUUUUCAGGUCGAUACGCCUGCUGCUGAUUCUUUUCCGGCAGGAAGUCAUGACCUGGGCGAGAAUACAUUUGAGCCACUGGCGAUGCCUGGAGCUUUCAUCAUUUCAACUCCCCGUGCCUUACAGUUGUACCAAACGGGUGGCCAACGCACAGAUAAUGGAGAAGAUAUCGGCGCAGCUCUGAAAGCUACCAUGAGCAGUAUGGCGGCGUAUGCUGCAGCUCCACUUGGGCGGUUAUGGUCCUCAUUUCCGAAUAUUUGGCCGAACAACAUAGACAUUGGAUCGAAACCCAAAGCAAGACAUGUCCCAGGAGAGUGGUCAGACGACUGA
This is a messenger RNA of Bacidia gigantensis, 1299 nucleotides long. RefSeq lists its product as uncharacterized. The coding region runs from base 1 to 1299 and encodes 432 amino acids. The record is from RefSeq and is a predicted model, not a curated record. The transcript is spliced from 2 exons. Lineage: Eukaryota; Fungi; Ascomycota; Lecanoromycetes; Lecanorales; Ramalinaceae.